Phlebotomus argentipes is the source of this 4468-nucleotide messenger RNA. RefSeq names its product histone deacetylase 6 (gene HDAC6). Bases 357 to 3551 code for a protein of 1064 amino acids. Gene Ontology annotation, biological process: chromatin organization. The transcript has 9 exons. The record is from RefSeq and is a predicted model, not a curated record. Gene Ontology annotation, cellular component: histone deacetylase complex. Gene Ontology annotation, molecular function: zinc ion binding; histone deacetylase activity. Lineage: Eukaryota; Metazoa; Arthropoda; Insecta; Diptera; Psychodidae.
CAUUUGAAUGCAAUUUUUCGGCGCCAACACAGCUAGUUGCCACCUGAGGCGCUGCGAGCGGUGAUUUCCUUCAGUCGAUCUGUCAAAUUGGUGGAUUUUUUGCCUUGUUGUGUUUGUUUUUGUGUCUCACGAGGUGAAAUAUUGCAAAAUCCAGUGGGUGUGAUUGUUUCUUCAUGAUUCCUCCAACGCACUAGAGCCUCUUGUUUCCGCAAAAGUACAUGGAGCUGCCAUUAGUGGUGUGCUGUGUGUCGCAGAAGGAAUAACUGUGCUCGCAACACGCGUACUUGCGUUACAGGUGCUUCGCGGCAGCGCUUCAGAGUCAACUGCGAUCGUCCGGAGAGAGAUCAGGGAAGAACAUGAGCUCACCCGCAGUCACGAGACGCGCCGCGCAGAAGGCGAAGAUUCAGACGCGAGCGAUGGCGAGCGGCCGAAGACCGCAGAGUUCAGCGCUGCUGGAGGCAAAGAAGCGCGCCAGACAGAAGAUCUCCAGUGGCGAGAAGAGGUCGAGCGACGUGCAGACACUCAGGGAUCCCUAUCAAACUGCCAUGGAGGCGACGAAGAUGAUUCGCGGCGCGACAGGAUUGGUUUACGAUCGCCAAAUGGCGCAACAUCUCUGCCUCUGGGACGAAAACUACCCAGAAUGCCCGGCGAGACUCACGCGCGUCCUGGACAGGUGCCAAGAGCUGAAACUCCUGGACAGAUGCCAGACAAUCGAGCCCAAAGUGGCGACGAAGGAGCAAAUCCUCCUGAAACACACCGACGAACACUUCGAGACGCUGAAGAGGACCAGUGGUGUGCGUGAUGAACAAUCUCUUGAGGAUUUAAGCUCUCGCUUCGAUGCGAUUUACAUUCAUCCGACGACGUUCGAGCUGUCGCUGCUGAGCGUGGGCAGCACGGUGGCGCUGGUGGACGCCGUGGCACAGGGCAGAGUGCAGAACGGCAUGGCGAUCAUCCGGCCGCCCGGACAUCAUGCAAUGAAGGCGGAGUUCAACGGCUACUGCUUCUUCAACAACGUGGCAAUCGCGGCCGCCGAAGUGCUGGCGAGCGGCGCCGCCGAGCGCGUGCUGAUCGUCGACUGGGACAUCCAUCAUGGCCAGGGCACGCAGCGCAUGUUCUACGACGAUCCGCGCGUGCUCUACUUCUCCGUCCAUCGCUUCGAGCACGGCCAGUUCUGGCCGAAUCUGCGCGAGUCGGACUUUGACUGCGUGGGCGCCGGCGCCGGCAGAGGAUUCAACGUGAAUCUGCCGCUCAACCAGACCGGCAUGACGGACGCCGACUACCUGGCCAUCUUCCAGCAAAUCCUGCUGCCCAUGGCGAUUGAGUUUGCACCCAAUUUGGUAAUAGUCUCAGCGGGCUUUGACUCCGCUUUGGGUGACGAAAAGGGCGAAAUGGAGAUCACGCCGGCUGGCUAUGCGCAUCUCCUGUCGCCGCUGAUGUCUCUGGCGGCGGGCAAAGUGGCGGUGAUUCUGGAGGGCGGCUAUUGUUUGCGUUCUCUGGCCGAAGGAGCGGCGCUCACGCUCAAGACACUCCUCGGUGAUCCGUGUCCGAACCUCCAGCCGCUGACAGCGCCGUGUGAGAGUGUCCAGGAGAGCAUUCUCAACUGUAUUUCCGUGCACAGGCCAUUCUGGAGGUGUUUUCAGGUGCACCGGACGUACGGAUUGGAGGAGGUGAACAAUAUUAAUCCGCCCAGGGAGCUUCAUCAGGUGGUGUCGGUGUUUAAGGGCAGCACAGAGCGUCCUGAGCGCUUCGAGACGCGCAAUUGCUAUCCUGUGCAGAGUGAGGAGAGUCUGAGGAAGAUCGAUGAGCGUUUGCAGCGUCUGGAGAUGUCGACGAGGUUAACAGUGGCGCCGAAGAGAGUGUGUUUGGCGUAUGACAACGCCAUGACGCAGCACAGGAAUGACUUUGAGGAGCAUCCGGAGUGUCCGGAGAGGAUCACGAAGAUCUGGGAGCGCUUUCAGGAGUUCGGCACGGCCGACAGGAUGCACAGAGUGACGACCAGGCGUGCAACUGAGGAGGAUUUGUGUCUCGUGCACGCGCCGGAGCAUGUGAAGUUGAUGCAAGAAGCUGUUCAGCGGCGGGAUUUGGAGGCUUUUGGCGACAGAUACAAUUCCGUGUACUUCCACAGCUCCACAUGGGAGUGCGCCACUGUGGCGGCCGGAUGUGUGCUCCAGACGGUGGAUGAGGUGUUGAAUGGGAAUUGCCAGAGUGGCAUUUGUGUCGUGCGACCGCCUGGACAUCAUGCGGAAUCUGAUCUGCCGCAUGGCUUCUGUAUCUUCAACAAUGUCGCCGUGGCGGCAGAAUAUGCUGUCCGGAAUCACGGCUUGCGACGCGUCCUGAUUGUCGAUUGGGAUGUUCAUCAUGGCAAUGGGAUUCAGCACAUCUUCGAGACACGACGCGAUGUUUUGUACAUUUCUCUGCAUCGCUUCGAUCACGGCAACUUCUUUCCCAAGAGCCCAGAUGGUGAUUACAGUGAGGUGGGCAGUGGAGCCGGCGAGGGAUUCAAUGUGAACAUCCCGUGGAACAGGAAGGGCAUGGGCGAUGUCGAGUACACGGCGGCAUUUCACAGUAUCGUGAUGCCGAUAGCGUAUGAAUUCAAUCCGGAACUGGUGCUGGUGUCGGCGGGAUUCGAUGCCGCCGUGGGCGAUCCGCUGGGUGGCUGCAAAGUCUCCCCCGAGGCUUAUGGACACUUCACACACUGGCUGUCCGCCCUGGCGAAUGGGCGGCUUAUCAUCUGCCUCGAGGGUGGAUACAACGUCAAUUCCAUCUCCUACGCAAUGACCAUGUGCUCCAAGGCGCUCCUCGGGGAUCCUCUGCCGCCCCUCGAUUGUUGCGGUCGCGACCUGAGCGCGAGCUGUGUGGAGACGCUGCGGAGUGUGAUGUCGGUGCAGAGGAAGUACUGGCGGUGUCUGAAGUUCUGCAAGAAGCUGCCUGACUUCGUGGCCGGCGACGACGCCGCCGCCGCCGGCGGGCUCAGCGAAAUGAUGCAGGGAAUGGCGAUUGCGGACGAGCCCUGUGAUAGUGACAGUACAAAUGAGCGGACCAAGAAGAAGGCCGGCGAUCCGCAGCCCGGUCCGUCCACGUCGCGUGGCCAGACGACGUCCGGCGAGGCAAAUCAGUCACUCAGUGACUAUCUGGCUGAGAAUGCCGCCGCGUUGGCCAAUGAAGAGAUGUUCGCCGUGGUGCCGCUGAAGAAUUGCCCGCAUUUAGCAGAGCUGGAGGAUUCGCGAAUGCCAAAAGAAAUCAACACUCGCGGCCCGUGCGAGGAGUGCGCGAGUCCGGAUGAGAAUUGGAUUUGCCUGCACUGCUUCCGGACGCUGUGCGGUCGCUAUGUGGGCGAGCACAUGCUGUUCCAUCAUCUGGACGCCGGGCAUCCGCUCACGCUGAGCUUCAGCGAUUUGUCCGUGUGGUGCUACAAAUGCGAGUCAUACAUCGAUAAUCCCAUGCUGUACAAGUACAAAAAUAUGGCACAUGUCCACAAAUUUGGCGGGGAGGAGAUGGUCUGGCCGUACGGAAGCGACACACUUCGGCUGGACCAAGUGGCGAAUAACUGAUGUUUUGCCGUGCAUUUUGGAGUGUUUCCACACUUUUUUCUUCUUUCCUCUCCUUUCUUACUAACUUUUAUUACCCUUUUUCACUCUAUAUAUAUAUUUGUAUGACAGCAAAGAGAGAAGAGAAAGAGGAAAAUGAGCGAAUUUAAUUCUCAGAACAACGGUUUUUUGAGGAGCGGCGCGUCUUUGAUGAAAGGAAGAGAGACUUAAAAGGAAAAACAUUUGAAGAUUGACAAUACUCAUGGAAUUACAAAAGAAACACUGUAAGUUGACAGAGAGAAAUUGUUCAAAGAAGCAUUUUUAUAGGAAAGUUUUGUGCAAAAUGGAAUUUUUUAAGAUGUUUAUUGAAUUAUGUGCAUUUUUUCUUCACUUUCUUCCAUUUCAAUUGCGCAAUUGAGGAAAUUUUUUUAUAGAUUUCAUCUUCACUAAAAGUAGUGUUAGUGGAUUUUUCAACGAGAUGAAUCUUUGUAAAUUUAUUAAUAACAUAAUAAUUGAUUCUUAUUAGUAAUAUUAGUUUGUGUGGAAAAUCAUUUUGAUGAAGAGAAUAAUACGAGAAAGUCGAUGCAGAGCAAUAUUGUCCUGAGAAAACUAACUAAAAAGAGUUCCUUUUUGUCUUGCAAUUUCGAUUGAUUUUCAGGUGAAAAAAGAAGAAGAGAAGAGAGACAAGAAAAUAGUGAAAUUCCGUCAGUAAAAUGUGUUUAUUUUGUAGAAUAACCAAAGAGUAACAAAACCACUAAAAAAAUCUACAAAAGUUUUAAUAGAAAACAAUAUAAUGAGAGAUGAAUUAUUUUGUGAAAAGAAAAUUCUAUUAACCAAAGCGAUUUAAUGAAGAAACUCACCUGUUGUUAAGGCAGAAUUUAACGGUUGGGAUGAAGGAUUAAAAGGAAGGCAAAUAAAAAUGUUCAGGGUUUAACAUAAAA